UUGUGAGAACCAGUAUUAAUUAAAAUUGUGUGGAGUGCAUUUCAAUCUAAACAAUGAGUGUUGAUGAAGAAGACUGUAACAUAUUUUUGAAGCCCUCGACUGAGCUAAUUCCUGAUGAAUACCAAAACGAUAGAAAUGAACAUGCUUCAGUGCAUAUUUUCGUUUUCAAAGAACAUAUGGAGAGGAAAUUCGUAGAUUGCAUGAGAUCAUUAGGUUAUAUCGUAAGGGAAAAAAAUAUUCAUAUCUUGUCUUCACGAAAUGAUGCGAUUGCAGCAUUAGAAAGAAUUGGGAAUGGAACCGACCAGAAGUCUUGUUUGAUUAUACUUUUUUGGGGCUCACUAAGAGAUGAUAAAAAAUUUUCACUGAGAGAUGGUUCUUCAGUUAAAUUGAUGGAGAUAUGGAGUAGAUUUGUUUCGUCGAAAUGUCCACUAUUCCGGGAUAAACCAAAAAUUUUCAUAUUCAAUGGAGUGUCAUUGAGAAUUCAAGAUGAUUCUGGUAUAAAACAUUUGGAAAAUACAGUGGAAGAUGCCCUUCCAGUCAGUAAAAUAUCUAGUGGAAUAUUUUCGUACAAUAUACCUGUUGAGGCUGAUAUGUUGAUAGUAUUCAAACAUAAUGAUGAUCUCAAAGGUUCAGUCGAGUAUAUGGACUCAUUAUGUAGUAAUUUCCAGAACUACGCACAACGUGAGGAUAUCUCAUCUCUUCUCACUAUAGCACAUUUCUCGAGUCAGCCAACCCUGAUUUCCACAAUGACUAGAAAAUUUUACUUAGUGCCAAGUGUGCACAGAGGUAUUCAGCUAUCUCUGAGGGAGAAGUACUCGAAGAUAGAGCAAGCAAUUCAAAAAGUGAAAGAAAAUAUAAUAUUUCUUACGAAAGAUGAGAAGCCCAUUCCAGAAAAGCCAGUUGAGAGUUCCGAAGGCUCAGAGCCAGUUGCAGAGCUGAAGCGAUCAUCUUCGAUUGAAGAAAACUUACAAAGAAGAAUAUCUAAGCAAGAUGCACUGAUAAAAAUUCGCUCAAGAUCAAACACCACGUCUCGCCUAAAUGAUCUUGAUAAAUUCAUUUAUAAGAGAAGGGGUUCUGCUGAUCACAGACCAGCUUGGAGAUACUGAAGAACUUCAUCGUAGUUAAGAUUAAGAAUCUACUUUGAAAUAGUUGAAUAGUUCAAUUUGGUUGCUUAUUUUUUAUAUAUUCAUCCUAAUUAUAUGAUGCCUUUUUCAAUUUGAGUAUAUUCGAUGGAAAAAGCUCUUAUGUGCUUCAGAUGGAGUUAGAUGUUUGAUAAUAUUACUAUUUUUGCAGUUUACUUAUUACUUCAUGAGUUGUGUAGAGUAUUUCGCACGAAACUUCAGAAAGUAUUUGCGAAAAAUUGUAUAAAAAGUCGAUAGCUUAUAAACAUUGAUUCUUCUAAUUCUUGGAAUGUAGAUUGAAGAAUUAGAAGGAAGGAAAAUAUUUCAAGGUUUAAAAUAUUUCACACUCAGUUAUGCUACAGAAAAGUUUGUAUUUCGAGUAUCAUUAGAGGAGCUUUAGUAAAGAAUCUAUGUAGUCCACAUUUUUUGCAAAUAUCUAUUUCAUCAAUAGGGUAUACAGCUCAGCUCAAAGAUAAUAUAUUUCAAUGGCUGCAAAACCAGCCAUUUUUUUUAAAGACUUUUGCAUAACUCAAUUGUCCUGAAGUUUUUCAUAAUGGAGAUAUCGAAGAAAAUCAAGCUGUUUAGCGCACCGAAAGUAAAUUAGAGCACCGGAAAAUUUUCACCGAUCUCUUAUCUCAAUUUCCCUUCAAAAAUGACUUAAUUCGAAAUAAAAACGAAAUUAUAUAACACAAUUCGAUCAUAAUAAUCAAUACCAAAAUUUAUCAAUAUUCACAACACUGUUAUUACAAAUAACAGAAAAUUCAGAAAUUAAUUUUGGUUAGGAUUUGACCUUUGUUGCAGAAACAUUGAAUUUCUAACAAUCAUGACUCUCGUUGCGUAUUCGAUUCGUUCAAUAGAUGAGAAGAAAUAAAAAUUAUUCCAGUCAAAUUUGACUAAUUUCAAGAUAUUUCUACUCUCUCUACAGAGAAUGACGACAUUUGUACAACUCGCCAACCAUUCAAUUGUCUAUUUAAGCCACGUAACUGAGCGAUUUAUUUUACUGAGAGCAGGAUCAACAACCAAUACGGCAAAUAUGCAUAGACCUCAAAAUCUAAAGAGUAGUCACUCUGGAGUCUACACUGGAUACUUGAUUAAGACAAGGAGGAUGGUGAUCUUCAACUGCGGGGAAGGGUACAUUGAAGAAUAUAUUAAUAGGAAAAUAGAGGUCUCCCAUAAGCUAAGCGGUUCAUCAACCAUCGAAAACGGUCCAAGAACUUCGAGAACUGAAUGAAUAUCUACUGUUUCAUCAGUGUCGUUGAAGAAUAAUUGCUGCGAAUCGACCAAUUCUACAGAUACCUUAAUAUUGAAAUGUAUAAACAACUAAAUUAAAUGAAUUUUGAAUAUGA
This is a messenger RNA of Harmonia axyridis, 2467 nucleotides long. RefSeq lists its product as uncharacterized. The transcript is spliced from 5 exons. NCBI's taxonomy places the organism in Eukaryota, Metazoa, Arthropoda, Insecta, Coleoptera, Coccinellidae. Gene Ontology annotation, biological process: proteolysis. Gene Ontology annotation, molecular function: cysteine-type endopeptidase activity. The record is from RefSeq and is a predicted model, not a curated record. The coding region runs from base 54 to 1106 and encodes 350 amino acids.